CUUCACUUGCCUGCCUGGGCAGGGAGACAUCCGGGGCAGGUGACCCAGGGUGUGGCCUGCACUGUGUCAUCAGGGCCAGACCCCAACCCAGGCAGGAGGCCCUGUGUCAGGGAGCCGACAGGGGCAUCUCCCAGCUAAAGCCAGGGCGAAGAAAGGGAAUAGCCCAUUAUUACAUUAUCUUAGCUUCCAUAGGGAAACUGAGGCACAGUCGGGACACACUCAGUCCAAAUUCCCAGCAGUUUAUUUGGUCAUGGCCAGGAAAAGGAGCCUGAGAUGUGGACCUGGGAAGCCAGAGCCUCCUGAUGGCUACGCACUGGUAGGCAGCACGCCCGGGCCCAGAGCUGCCCUGAGCCCAGGCAGCCUCGCCUGGAGGGAACCCGCAGGAGACAGGCUCCAGGCCAGGGGAUGGCAAGCAGGGAGUGGAGGCCAGGCCAGAGGCCCCUGCUGGCAGCAGACAGGAGUGGCCAAGGGAAGGAUGGCUGGGGCUGCUGCCUGGAGGCCGGGGGCUGCGGCCCUCCCACGACCAUGAGUGGAAGACGCCCCCAAACACUUCUGAGAGUGGACGAGUGGAAUCCACAGCUGAGGGCCGCCACUGAGGGCCUGGAGGAUCCCAGACCAGGAGGGCUGCCUCCCCAGCAGACCCGGCCAGAACCCUACCAGCACUCUCAGAUUGCUUCCAAACUUCCUGUUGGUGCCCUGGCCCUGCCCCGGCCGGGCAGCAAGGCAGCACAGGCGUCUCCCAUUCCUGCUGAGCCCUGGGCUGCCAGCGUGUUCAGGGCCCACCUGGGGAGCCAUUCACAAACGCAGCCUCCCCCUUGCGGGGGCUGGGACCUAGCAAUCUGUAUGAAGGAACUUCCCUGCAGGAGUCUCCUCAACCCUUCAGCCUGCACGGCCCCCUCACAACUACUCCUCCUGCGGCCUUGCCUCACCCUCCUGAGGCCCUUCUCAGGCUCUGCCCACUCACACCUCUCCCUACUGCCCCAUGUCCACCCCACAGCCUCAGUAGCCUGGCUGCCUUCCCAGGUACCAGCAGGGCCCACAGCUCCCCACGUGCCCUGAAGUGAGAGGCUGGGGCAGACCCCCAGACAGGACAGGCCCUGCCCCACAGAUAGGUCACCAAUCCCCGUCAGGGCACCCGGGCACAGGUGCUGAUGGGCUGGUGGAAAAGGAACAAGGCUGAAGGGCUCCAGAUGCUGCAGGGCAGGAAGAACGCUGUUCUUGCUGGGGUCGGGUGGGGUGGAGUGGGGGUGCGGGAAUGGGCCCAAGCAUCUGCAGCACCUCCAAAAAGCCUCUGGGGGCCUGGGGCCCACUGCAGGGCCUCCCAGGGAGCUCCCGCUGCAUCCUCCCUGGCACAGGGACAGGCUUAGGGAUUUGGGCCUGAGUCCCUGGAACAUGCAGGAAGAGAAGGGGACUCCACGUGUGGCCCCAGCCCCAUGGCGCUCACAUACAAAGGUACAUGCCUGAGGUUAGAGUCGAAUACUCUGCCUUCUGCAAGUGGGGCAGCUCAUAGGCCAGGUGACGCUAGGCCCCCUGUCCACAGCCUGCCAACCCUGACACCACUCAGACUUUGGGGACUAUGCCACCCUCCCUGCCCAGAGCACCCAAGGGCCACCCAGUAGGCCAUAGGAAGCCAAGAGACAAUGGCCACCCUUGCCCACUGGGCCCCGUUCACAGCAGCCUGCUGAGGGCCCUGGUCCGGCCACUCUGCAGGCCAGUGUCGGGCGGACCAGACACGUGGGCUCCAAACACGGAUCAAGGCCAAGGAGAAGCCCAUCCCUCAGUUCUCACCUGUCAUACUGGGAGGCAUACUUGCCACCUGUCAGAGCCCUGGAAUACCACAGCAGGGGUGGGGCCAGCUGGCCAGCGGCCUGCACACCCACAGGGGUUCUGGGAAGAAGGUGAGGUGGCAGGUCCU
Pongo pygmaeus (Bornean orangutan) is the source of this 1915-nucleotide messenger RNA. RefSeq lists its product as uncharacterized. The coding region runs from base 406 to 1059 and encodes 217 amino acids. The transcript is spliced from 2 exons. Lineage: Eukaryota; Metazoa; Chordata; Mammalia; Primates; Hominidae. The record is from RefSeq and is a predicted model, not a curated record.